AGGACAGUUCGGAGACGUCAUGAUCCAGCACUCAAACGCUUGUGUAGAAAAACUCGUGAAAUAGUUAUACGUGGCUAAACUCGACACAUGUAUGUAGUUUCUGUGGAGCUGCCGCGGGUUGACUCUCUUUCUCUGUCUCUCUCUCUGUUGCUCACUCUCAAACACACGUACACAAACCCUGGAGAAUGAGGCUGGCGUUGUGAGCUAGCACAUAAGCUAGCAGCUAGCUCCGGAUCUGAGCUGCUCCGCGGCCUGGGUGAAGCAGCUUAUACAGUAUCACCGUCUGUACGAAGCUAAAGUUAAAGGCACAGACUGUGAGACAGUGAGAGGACAAGCAGUGUUGCACAUUUUCCCCACAACAGCUGCAUUCAUACCAGAUGAAGGGCAAAUUUCCUGCAACUAUCCAGCUGGCUGUUAAAAAAAAUUCAGCUAGUAUGCCCCCUGCUGGACUUUUGUAACUGUGGUAGCCAUGGCUUCUUGCAAGAUAGACGAACAACACAGAGACACAAAGGAUUUAGCUACUGGAUCCAGAUCACUUUCGCAAUGUAGCCCAGAGGACAUCAUAGAAGAGCUUCAGUCGGAUGUGUUGAACGCCACGGUGAAAUCUCAGAAGUCAGGAAGAUUUAGGAGGACUGCCCUGACAUUUUUUGGAGUCCGUAAAAGUAUCUGUAUUUUGCCAAAUUUUUUUGGAGGGCGGAGUAAAAAUCAGACUAAGAAAGGUAUCACCAAAAGCAAAACCCAUGAUGGGCUAAGUAAAGUUAGUCAGGAUGACAGUCUUGGAGGGAGGCUGUGCUCAGUUGGAGACUGUGAGUACCACAGCCAGAGGGACUCCUCUGGAGAGGCAUACACAUGCUCUCACAGUGAAUGUAGUCAACCCAGUACUGAGCAGAAAUCACUGACUCUGGGCCGGCAGAAGAAAGGUCUAAGGAGUCUUUUUCAAAGUUUUAGGCACCACAGAAACCAUCGAAAUUCUGGAACGCAUAAAAGUGAAAUGAUUCCAAUGUCCUCUCCCCACUGCAAGAAACAGGUGCCUGUUAUCCAGGAUAACACCAAUGAGUAUGUCACAGAGUGCCUGGGACCUGAACCUGACGUGCCUUUAGCAGAUGCUAUAUGUAAUGUUUCCAUUGAACCUGAAUGUGAUGCUGAUGCUGUGGCAUCAGAUAAGAGUGAUGAGCAAGAAUGUCCAAAGUCUGAGCUUGAUGAUCAAAUGGAGGAAAUUAAUUUAAUGGCUGUAGUUUCCAGUGAUUGUGAGAAGAUGUCCAGAGGACACAGUGAGCCUCACCUUAAAGUCCAGAUGACGUCUGAACCUUUAUUGAAUUCUGAGGCACCGUCUGUCUCAUCAGAUCAGCUCAACCUGAUUUUUGGAGACGUUGCUUCAUUAAAGAGUUUUGACUCACUCACUGGAUGUGGGGACAUUAUUGCAGAUCAAGAAGACGACAGCAUCACAGAGAGCACAGUCUCUGGGGAAAGGAGCAGAAAUGGAGGAAAGAGGGCCUCCUGCUAUCUGACUUAUCAGGGUGGCGGUGAGGAAAUGGCCUCACCUGAAGAUGUUGGCAACGAGUGUCAUGAUGUGUGGGAAAAUAAUACUGUGGAAGAAAUCUGUUGCUCCUGCAGUCACAACCACACAGAUAUGACUGAAGAGCUGACAAGCUCCCACAAUAUGGACUUAAUGAACAGUAACAGUGCACAACAGGCCACUGGCAUGGACACGUCUUCAAUUACUGAUGCUUUGACUCCUCAAAGUGAGCAUCAAGAAUCAGUCCCAAACAGUGAUGAGGGCUACUAUGAUUCAACUACCCCAGGGCCAGAUGAAGGUCAGGAAAAAACGGACAGACUGCAGACAGACAGACUACCCCGGGACAGUUACAGCGGUGAUGCCCUCUAUGAACUUUUUGCAACAGAUGAGAGUCUCGUCAGUCCACAUUAUGAAAACACAUCAAAACUUCCUGGUUCCAAACAAUGCGAAUAUUUAACUGAUUUGGUUAAUGUGACCGAUUCUGCCUUUGUUCCAGAAUUGGAUCGGUUACAAAUAAGUCCAGAACUGUAUGAAGUUAAUGACCUUCGAGAGAGUAGUAACUCCUCAGAUUUGGCACAAAACCUGGGUGGUCGACAGGAAAUCAGCUUGAAUGCUGAAAGUAAUUUAAAUUCAAAACCAAAUUUUUCAAGCAACAAAAAUAAUGUAGAAUCAGGUGUGUUUGGUGAGAAGGGAAAUAUGCUUGGUUCCACGGAAAAGAGGACACCACUCUUUAAUUCUGACUGUGAAAAAAGCCACAGCAGCAUAACAUUCGGAAACGCAUCAGAACCUGAUUUUGAAACAUUUUGUGAACCCAAAGAGCAAGACCUUGAGGAAAACAAGCCUGUGGCAUUGCCCUACAGAAAUAUCAGUCCUCAGUCUCCUGAUUGCAACGAUUUGGAUGAUGGGCAAACUGUUUGUUUCUCCCAAGCACUUGAGGACUAUACGAAACACUCUCAGAUGCUGAGCAACUUGCACAACAGUGUUGAUGAUUUGGGUACAAACUCUGCCUUCACUCCAAAUAUGGAGGCCUUACCUACCAUAGUUACAUUUGAUGUAGUAGAUAUGCAUAAUGAGGGUGAAUAUGAUGAACACAUUCACAUGGAACUGGAAGAGGACAUUUCAUCGCCCUAUCAGGAGUUUGAAGAAAGCUACCUACAAAAAGAUGCAUUUGCUGAAUUUGACUGUCAAAUGUUAGACCUGUACGAACAGAAUCUGGUCAGUAAUACGUGGGCAGUUGCUAGCCUCCCAAGGCACCUUGGCCUAAGAGUCGGCCAGUCCAUGCCUAAUCCUCUGUCUCUAGACCGGAGAAGUAGAUCUCUUGACACAGAGAGCCUUGAGCAGACCUUGUCUGACACGUACAGAGAGGAGAGAGCUGCUACUGUUUCAUGUCCUCAAACUGAAAAUGACCCUGAAAGAGACUCCUCACCACAUUACAAAAAGAAUGUACAUGUGUCUGCAUCAGAAGUUAAAGACUGUAGCAGCAUGUUGUCCUUAUCAUGGCAACCAAGGUCAGACAUGUCUUUAAACCUUCCUUUGACAAAGGGGGAAAUCACUGAAAAAUUACAGUGUGUUAGUCAAGCCCAUGUUGAACAUAAAAUAUAUUCAAAUCCAUCCAGCAUUGACUUUCCUCAUAGUAAAUUGCAACGUGUGUCAGAAAGAGUGUCCUGUGAUUUACAGAGUACAGAGCUUUACAAUAGACAGGGUGAACCUUUGCAAUCAGGUUCUUGUUUACCUCAUAGCACCUUUGUUUAUCCUAGAAUGGUAGCGGAGGGAUCAGAAGAAGUUACCACUAAUUUGCAGUCCUACAGCCCGUGUGGUAAAAGCAGACAAGUGGCAAACAGGGAAGGAUUAUGUCGCACUCGGAGUCUCUUAAAUACAAGUCUGUCAGAAGAUGAAAUGGCUGUCCCCGUUGAGACAAGGACAGCCAGGGAUGUUGUCUGCCCUUUGGCAUGCAACAAAAUCCCUGAGACAACCUUUAACUAAAAGGGGUAUUAAUCAUGACAUUAAAGUCAUUCUUCAGGCUUUUUGAAGUGUGGUUGCACAAGGUACUGACACAUUGUCUGCCCCCCCUGCACCAGGAACCAGCCUCAGACAUGGACACUUGCUGUCAGUGAAAAACUGAUUUCAGCCACCUGCCUAAUAAAUCACUGUUGGACAGAUUUAAUCAGCAGGCAAAUCAAGAUUCAUUUUAAUAAACUGCUCACUAACCUGCACCAAAGUCUAUUGAGAAAAUCAUUGAUUUUACAUCACAGCACACAGGAGUUGUUGAUCAAUAUCAGUUAGUUCAAAUGUGUUCUUUUGUGAUGUGUUUAAAAUCCUUUGUUAAGAUUUAUCCAGGUGGCACAGUCCGACCAAACAAAGCAGCAGCAGUAGAUAGACCAGCAGCCCCUGUGUCCCCAUGAGCUAAAAACACUGAUUUCCGUUUCCAGGCAGAAAGGGCCCUUUAACAGAGAGAAAUAGUGGCAAACAUACUUAUACAUAUUAAGUAUGUUUAAGUAUAUAUAAACCUGUGUCUCUUGUUCAUGGUGCAGGGGGAACUAUCUGACCUUAUACAACCACAUUUCCAAAAAUUAAAUUGAUCACGUCUAUGUGCCAAUGAGUGCUUUAAUGUUACAUCCAGUGGAGUAACGUUGCUUCCGUUUACCUGUAAAACUUAUUCCAGGUUGUGAUAGAUACACUGUGAUAGAUGGGACACAAGUUCAAAUUUUAGACUAUUCUCUAAUCAUCUGUGCCAUCAUGCUGUGCCAGCUUUGCUGUCCUGGGAGGUUGAAUGGGAUUGUAUUUAUUUGCACAGUAACAGUUGCUUGUGUCACACAGAUCGUGUACAUUUCAAUCCAUUGAAUGUAUUUAAGGCAGUAAUAGUUGAAAAUGUUCAUAGAUUUAUCUCACGUGACUGAAUAUUGUUUUUGUUAAUCAUACUGUAUGUAGCCUCAGUCAUCCAGGUCUGGACAGUCUUGUCACACUUGGGUAUUUAUUUGCCCUGUUUCCAUAGCAAAGCUACUUGCCUCUAUACACAUGUACAGUGUGACUGCUUUAAUUGCCAGAUUAUGUUGGUUUUACUCUUUUUUUUAUUUUUUUUUUCCAUGACCUUUCUUUGCUCUGUUAAGGUUUAUGUUUGCCUGUUGCUCACAACCUGGUGCUCCUAGCUGUUUUCUUCAUUGAAUAAUCUUUUGAGACAAUUGGGCUUAGGAAAUGGAAAGAGAAGAAGAGAUGUCACGGUGGGAAAUGUCAGUUCAUACACAGGAAUAUCUUGAUCCAUUUCAGUGGACAUUUUUGCAUGGGAAAGUAAGAGAGAUUUAAGUGUUCUGAUAACAUUAAAGGGAUAAUGUAGGGUUAUUGUGUGGUUGUAUCAGGUAAAUUGACACAAAGUCAGCCAUGUCCCUUGAAAUGGCCAGCAGAGACUUGAGUGAAACCAGCUUGUAGCCACUUAACAAAAGGCCCAUAUAUUAAAAUCUAUUCCUGCUUAACUCUGUGACAUUUGAGGACAUAUUUCCCACUAUAUGUCACUGUUAGACAUCCUUUUCUGACUGAAAUGAUUCUGUUGCUUUUUAAACCCACACUCCCUGCAUCAAAGUCCAUAGAGGAGUACACACUCCAUCUCAUCUCAUUCAGAUUUAACAAAGUAACACAAAUUUACCAGAUGAGGCAGCAGUACAGCAGCUCCUGUGUUUCAGUGAGCUAAAAAUCACUCAUUUUCUGAAGGGACUUUGGUGUUAGGACCAUGAGGUGUUUACAAAUUUGAAUUUCCAAAGAAAAGGCUGUGUAACAUCAUAGCUUUUUGUUAAAUGGUUAAAAUCAGUUUUACCUUGUGUCCCUGCUUGCAGCCAUUUUUUUCAUUGAGAGUGAGCAUCACAUCCACGUCUUAUGCUGCUUUCCCAUUUGUAGUCGAAACUCGGAAUUUCCGGAACUCUGAUUUCCAACUCAGAAACUGAACAACCACACAUUCCUGGGCCAAGGUGGCUGCCACCACACAAAAACUGCUUAUUUGACUAUUAAUAGCACUUAUGUUGUUUUACAGUAAAUUAGUCGUACACAUAGUUGAUCGGUAGAUAUGAUGCUAUGCUGUUUGUGUGCACAAAAUAUUGUGAAGUGUUAUUGACUGCCAUUGCUAAGAAUGGCUAGCCCAAGAUACAUUUGUUUCCAUGUUUUUUCCCAACUUCGUGACUGGAACACCGUGAACAUUCCAACUUUAAAGUGGAACGCAGCAUUAAGCUGGUUCCUGGCAGAGGGGCUACGUGCAAUGUAGUCAGUGUCUGCCAUGAAAAAAGGCAGACGGAGAACAUGUCUUAAUGUCUUUAUGAGGUUUAUUUGUUAUACAUUUAGUUUUUAUGACAUUUGGCUCAAUCUCAAAAUGCAUGCUAGAAAAUCAACACAAAGUCUAUACUUUAGUGAUUCAUGUGUUUAGUAUUUCUUGUUUGUUUAGCACAUUUCAUAGGUUGGAUCUGUGUGUAUGAAAGUGCUUUAUGUAAGUCAGUGAAGAAACAUCUAUAGAACAACCAGAUUGAAAUACCUAUAAAAUGUUACCCAAAAAAAAAUCAAAGGAGAAAAAUGUUAACUUUCAUAAUUAUUGUUUUUUUUCCUCGCUUGAUGAGCCAACUUGGCCUUACUGUGGCUGCUGAAUUAUGUUUUUUAACUCACCUGUAAAGUGCUGAAUUCUUCACUCCAUUAAUAUGUUACUGUCAAGCUUACGGAGUGAGCAAUUUCAUUGAUUUUAUGAAAAGAUAAGCUUUUAUUUUCACAUUGUAUCAUUUUAUUGUAGGAAUAUACUGUUUGGUCAGAAGUUAAACUGUCACAAUGUAGUUUUCUUUAUGGUGUAGUAUUGAACAAAUGUUAGUACAUGUAUUUAUAUUCUCAGCUACUUAUACACUGCAAUAAUGCAGUCAGAAUGGGUAUUACAAAUUGGUAAUGUUCUUUUUGAUUGUUACAUUACAGGAUUCUUAUUGAAAAUUUGUUACAGUUUUGUUGGAGUAGAACACUGCCUUACACUAAAAUAAAAAUGACAAGUCAUAGUUUCAGAA
Messenger RNA from Solea senegalensis (Senegalese sole), 6534 nucleotides. It is a transcript of the gene amer1, whose product is annotated as APC membrane recruitment protein 1. Lineage: Eukaryota; Metazoa; Chordata; Actinopteri; Pleuronectiformes; Soleidae. Gene Ontology annotation, biological process: regulation of canonical Wnt signaling pathway. Bases 470 to 3499 code for a protein of 1009 amino acids. The transcript is spliced from 2 exons. Gene Ontology annotation, cellular component: plasma membrane. Gene Ontology annotation, molecular function: beta-catenin binding; phosphatidylinositol-4,5-bisphosphate binding. The record is from RefSeq and is a predicted model, not a curated record.